Oppia nitens is the source of this 948-nucleotide messenger RNA. RefSeq names its product tyrosine-protein kinase transmembrane receptor Ror-like. The record is from RefSeq and is a predicted model, not a curated record. Lineage: Eukaryota; Metazoa; Arthropoda; Arachnida; Sarcoptiformes; Oppiidae. The annotation marks the transcript as partial. Gene Ontology annotation, cellular component: axon; signaling receptor complex. The transcript has 9 exons. Gene Ontology annotation, molecular function: neurotrophin binding; ATP binding; neurotrophin receptor activity. Gene Ontology annotation, biological process: cellular response to nerve growth factor stimulus; protein phosphorylation; multicellular organism development.
AUGUCCGGUACAUUCAGCAAACGUAUGCAACAGUACGUAACAAAUCCUAAUUAUUAUACCAGUUCUCCGGACACACCAUUGUUUAAGUUAAUUCAAGACAUUGAACUUCUUGAAGAAGACAUUACAUUUGGAGAAGUUAUAGGAGAGGGAUGUUUUGGAACCGUUUAUAAAGGUACAUAUCGACAAUCAGACUCUACUAUAACACAGGUGGCCAUCAAAGUGCUAAAAGACAAGAAAGAAUCAAAAGAUGAUUUUGAGAGAGAAAUUGAAAUAAUUUCGACAUUCAAUCACAAAAAUAUAAUCAAAUUAAUUGGUGUUGUGGUCACUGAUUCCGAUUUAAUACCAUAUAUGGUGUUUGAAUAUAUGAUGUUUGGAGACUUGGCUGAAUUGUUGAGGACUAAAAAAGUGAUACAACCAUCACAUUGUCAAACCAUUGAUGACCAACCUAACAAAGAUCCUAUACUUAUAACACAUGAUUUAUUAAUUUGGAUUUCAACGCAAAUAGCUAAUGGCUGCAAGUAUUUAGCAGACAACCAUUUCGUGCACCGGGAUUUAGCCACAAGAAACUGUUUAGUUGGACAUGACUUGACUGUCAAGAUAUCCGAUUUUGGUAUGUCUCGGGAUAUAUACACUUGUGAUUAUUAUAAGGUGGGCGGAUCUAAACUAUUACCAGUCCGUUGGAUGAGUCCAGAAAGCAUUCUCUACGGAAAGUUUACUCUUGAAUCCGACGUUUGGUCAUUUGGUGUUGUCCUCUGGGAAGUGUUUACUUUAGCAAAACAGCCAUAUUUUGGUCAUAAUAACGAAGAGGUUGUCAAACUAAUACUUCAGGGAAUACUAUUGAUUCCACCGGAAGACUGUCCACAAAUUAUCUAUGAAUUGAUGGCUAACUGUUGGAAGACUGAACCCAUUCAUAGAAUAAAUUUUCAAACAAUUUUUCAUAAAUUAUAC